ACAGUGCAUCAAAAUCUACAGAAUCUACAUCUUCAGAUAGCAUUACACCUUGGAUAUUUGAAGGACAAUUGGACAAAGCUGCUGGACUGCACUGAUUUAGAUUCUCUUCAAGCAAUGGAGUAUAAUGGAUUAACAACCUUUUGGUUCCUCUUGGUGGUCCUGCUGCCGUUGGGUAUAUCCUGGAUGUCCGAGAAAUGUACGGUUUAUGAUGAAGUCAACGUGGUUUACAUAGCCAGUCACAACUGCCCAAUGGGAAACCUAACAGCGGACUGUUUCAAUGUCAGUGAUGUGAAACUGGAUCUUGCCCCGCUUCCUCCUCAAAUUGACAGCCUUUGCAUUGUUGCAAGACGUGGACUGGUGCUACCCCCGAAAGCUUUUGCGCAGUUCUCCAGUCUCGAGCGGUUGUACAUUAAAGAAUGUCUCGCAGUUAUUCAUCCUGGAGCUUUCACUGGGUUGUUAAAUUUGCGGAUACUAUCAUUUCAGGAAGAUAAGUUUGUGCAUCCUGUGCAAAAAUGCUGCAGUGCAUCUGUGCGACCAAAUGCUUUUGGGCAGCUCCCCAGGUUGGUCAACCUUUUCUUUUAUAACUACAACAUGUCCACAAUGUCAGCAGGUGCCUUUAGUGGCCUGAAGGACCUAAAAGACUUAAGCUUCCACAGCUGUGGAACAGAACUCAUGGAUAUUGCAUGCAGAAUUGCGGAUCUCUCACAAUCACUAACGUCGCUGUAUGUUGGAACCAACAACACGGUCAUCCUGAGACGCAAAAGUUGUCCUUGCUUGGACGAAGCUUUAAUGAGUGAGCAUUUCAAAGCGCUGAAAAGCGUCAGUUUCUUUUUUCCAAAUCUGCAAUUUUUGGGAGAAAGUGUUUUCAUGUACUUUCGGAAUAUUUCUUAUUUGUAUAUGCCUGUAAAUUCAGUGCUGAAGAGGCAGCUGUCGCAGUCUGGAGUACGAAAGAUUGCAGACUUCAAGGCAAACCUGCAACAAGGAGGUUUCAGGGCAGUCUGUGAGAUCACAUUCAUUUUUUCUGUGGAAAACCUACAACUUGUAUUAGAAAAUAAUUUUGCGCUUGAAGAUGACGUCGAUCUGGAAGGAUGCAUUGGUCUGCGACAACUAACUAUGGAGAGCUUCAAUUUCCUGCAAGGCCAAAUGCGUUUCCUCCCGUUUUUGAAAAAUCUUCAAGUUUUAAAUUUGCAGGGAAGUUUUUUGCAGCAGUCGCUCGAUCACCUUUGCGAGCAGUCCGAAUCCUCGACGCUGUUACACAUGCUGUUUAUUUAUAGUGGAUUAAAAAAAAUAACCAGUCAACAGUUUUCUUGCCUAAGAAAUCUAAGAACUCUUGAUCUUUCCGAAAAUGAAAUAUCCAUGAUAGAGGAUUUUGUAUUUGCAGGACUUGAUAAGUUGCAAGUUUUACAUCCAUGGGACGAUAAUUUGUUUUUGAAUGAUAAUGAGACUUUAAAUGGCCUCUAUAAUUUGGAAUAUUUGGACUUGUCGGGUAAUGACAUAACUUCAAUUAACUUCACUGCGUUUGAAGGUCUAAAAAAUUUGAAAGUCCUGAAGCUACGUGGCAACAUGAUUGCACAGAUCACUGCGAACCAUUUGACCGCAGGACGGGGACUGGCGAAUUUGGAACUGUUAGAUUUGAAUUCGAAUUGCAUUGCAUAUAUUGAUGACUUUGCAUUCAAGCAAAUGACAUCUUUAAAGACUUUAAUAUUGGAUAAAAACAAGAUUUCUGAAAUUAGCAACCUCACAUUCUUUGGUCUGGAUCGUUUAGAGACUUUGAUGAUCGAAUUUAAUGCACUGAAUUAUUUGGCGCCCUCUGCCUUGUCCAAUUUACCCUCGUUGAGUAAAUUCUCAGUCGGGUGUCUCAAGCAUCCUUCGUCUCCUACCGCAGAGGCUGAAAUCAAUCUUGGCCUCCUGUUCGGUCGCUUCCCGGUAAACAUUACCGAGCUCUUUAUCAGCUCUUGUAGCCGCCCAAUGAGGAUCGUGAUAGGGAGCGAGAGUUCCCCCAAGCCCGGUCUCAGUCUUCAUAUUUACGGGCAAAAUGUCCAAUUUGUCGAUUGCGAGAAACCGUUCUUUCAGUCCGUGGUCAGUCUUGUAGCGAUAGUUAAGCAGCUGUUGUGUGGGUCAGACUUUGCUGGGAAAUACUUCAAAUUCUUGGAAAACUUUAGUUUGAAUUCUCAAGUUAUGACCAGUUUUGUUGAUCUGGUUGGCCUUAAUACCCUGGUGCACCUUCAGAAACUAAAAUUUACCAACAUUGACCUGUCAGACCAACCGAACCUUGGGAUCAUGCUCCGCAAUCUGACGACACUGAAACUGCUGGAUUUAGAAAAAUGCAGAGUUCCUUCCUUGAUGGAGGAUCUAACCAAAGACUUGAGGUCACUCAAAUAUCUCAGUAUUUCUUUGAACAAUGACUUGAAUGUGAUUGAAAACUUUGCCAGGCCCCUUGUAAAUCUGAGGUACGUUUAUCUUUAUAACAUGGUACUCCGCUGCAGCUGUGACAACGCAUGGUUUGACGAUUGGGUCAAAUACCAAAGACAAGUGUACAUCCUAACGAGGCCGUAUGGCAAGGACAUUGCAAUCGCAUGCCGGAGCGUUAACGGGAUCCAAAACUUUGCCAAGUAUACCGAGUCUAGUUGCUCCACAAAUAUAGAAUUCCUAUUAUUUGCCUCAACCUCUCUCUGGAUUCUGUUUUUCAUGUUCGUGGUCCUAGUGCAUAAUCUGGCUGGAGAAUACUUGCUGUCAUUCAUAUACAUUGCUCGGGGUUGGAUGGAGGAAGCCCUCAGAGGAAGCGCGAACAGACGCUACAAGUACGACGUUUUCGUCUCGUACUCUGGAAUGGACGAGCGCUGGGUCACGGACGAGCUCCUCCCCAACCUGGAGAGACGAGGACCACCUUUCCUACGCGUCUGUCUCCACAGCCGGGACUUUUCUUUGGGAGUGGACAUUGUCGAGAACAUCACAGAGAGUCUGUACAGGAGCCGACACACGCUUUGCCUGCUCAGCCGUCAUUACCUGCGCAGCAAGUGGUGCUCUUUGGAGAUGAAGCUGGCCACCCACCGCCUGCUAGUGGAGCAACGGGACGUUCUGAUAGUUGUGUUCCUGGAGAAGAUCUCGCCCAAGCAGAUUUCCGCUCACCACAGGCUGGCACGGAUUGUGAAAUGGAAAACCUACAUAGACUGGCCUGAAGAGCCUCAGCAACAGAUGGUAUUCUGGGACAGACUAUGGGCCAAACUUGCUCCUAAACCUGUCCAGAAUAACUAAUCACUUUUGGGUCAUUUUGGGGUCUCUGAUCAUUUUAGAUUACAAUUUGUAGAAAUGCUAAGAUAAAUUGUUUUAACUUUCCAGGUUUUUUAGAGGGUUUUAAAAUGAAUCUGAAUCAUUUACUUUUUUUUUUUUCUAUAUUCAUCUACAUUAUAUUGAUAAAAAUGUUGUUUAGUGGACAUUUGACUUUUGACCCAAAGGUCAUUACUUUCAUUCCCAGCUGCACCAAGCUGCCACUCCUGGGUCCUAAUGUAGUUGAGUAAAAGUUGCUUGUAUCUUUGAUACUCAGUAAAACUAGAAAGUAGUCAAAAAUGACUCGAGUACAGUAACGUACAUUAAAGAAAAAAAGGAAAGUACAUUUACUCAAACACUACCAAAACCUAGUGAGGUUAAGGACAAGUUGUGCUGCUGCAUUCUGGAUCAGCUGCUUUUGUUUCAAUUUUAUCUUUAUAUUCAUCAUCAUUAUCUAUAUCUUUUUUAUCUUUUCGUUAUCAUUAUUGUUUGUUACAUUCCUGCUUCAGCUGCUUGGUAUCAUUUAUCAUAUUUCUGGUAUUAUUUAUUUUUUUGUUAGAAUGUUAAAGCAUUUGAUUCUUGGAUUUGUACUGAUCAAAACACUCCAGUUUUCACACCAGUAACCAUGUAAUUAUUUUCUUCUCAUACAAAUUUAAACUCAGUAAGUAAUAAUACUGUAUAAUAUGGUGUAUGAAAAUAAUUGUUUGUUUUGUCUUUUGCCAGUGUGUUGCUUAUUAUUAUUUUUAUAUAUUUGAAUACUGUACAAUUAAAACACAAUUCUUAAACAUGCAGUUGUGCAUUCAACCAGCAGAGGGAGGUGUAAGAACAUCGUUUGCAGAUCUGAAAUGCCUUGGCGAUGAGAGAGGCAACGGGGCCAAACUGGUUUAGCUCACAGGGAGUAUACAGGAACCAUAUAACCACUCUUUUUCCCUAUGAUGAGCAAAAGCAGCUGAGAACAUGGCAAACCAUCA
Molecule: messenger RNA, 4238 nt
Organism: Silurus meridionalis
Lineage: Eukaryota; Metazoa; Chordata; Actinopteri; Siluriformes; Siluridae
Product: toll-like receptor 13
Exons: 1
Coding region: 115-3255 (1046 amino acids)
Biological process (GO): inflammatory response; toll-like receptor signaling pathway; immune response
Cellular component (GO): membrane
Molecular function (GO): protein binding; transmembrane signaling receptor activity
Source: RefSeq, a predicted model, not a curated record